GCGCUCCAAUUCUAUUGAAUCAGAAACAGUGUCUUCUGUUAGCCAACAUAAUAGUGGCCAAAUUGAAGAAGGGUCGGUCUCGGCGGGAUCGACACCGAAUACAUUUUCAUCGCGAACGUUCAACCGACUAUCUGGUCUUCUGAACCGAAUUCGGCAUGGCAGUAGUGGCAAAAGCAGUUCAAACAAGAAGCGGAAAAUUGAAAAGCAACAUAGGUUACAAGUAAGAUGGAUGAAUUAUGACCAAACUAAGAAAAAGUUUGUUACUGUUCGUCAAAAGAAUGGCGGUGGCAAUCGCUUAAUAACAUAUACUGAUGCAGAUCCACUAAAGAUGAAAGAGCUUGUGGAGAGGGCGUGUGCGUUAUUUUUCCCGGGUGGAAAGAACAGUUUUGCUGGUCAUAUAGACGAAAUGAACAAAUGGAUCUGUGACACAACGUGGGUGGCAAUUUUCGAUUUUCCUGGCAAAGAAACUGUGGAAGACUACCUGAAGAGUAAUGAAUUGUAUCCUUCCUCCACUUAUUUUUACCUACGCACCCAACCACGACAUCUUAUGGGUGAUGAAUUUGAAGACAGCAAUUACGUUGAGGUAAGUUCUGUCACAGUAUCAGUAACGGCAUGCACUACUAAAUCUGAUGAUAGGGAGGUGUGCAAUGUCUGUAGCUGUUCUUUUGAGAAAGGACAAAACUGUGUCCGUUGUGAGCAGGACCUCGAGUACCAGCAAAGUCUCAUGGCCGAUUCAGUUGACACUGAACAACCUGAAGAGUUUCAGCCCGAAAGCAUUCAUGCAAAUGAUCAGUUGACUUCCUUUAUUAGUCCAGUGUCUGUGCAUGAAAUGAGAGAGCUCCGUUUGGCCCAUUUUCAACGAGACACCUGUCAUCCAACUGUGCAAAGUCAAGAUAAUCAAGAUCAAAGGCUUGUUUCACCAAGUGAGGACGAAGUGUCCCCUAGCACUGUGGACGGGCCUUGUGGAGUGCUUGAAGAGGGAGGUUAUGUCCAAUUACCUACAGUUGGUAUGGCAAGAGAAUCAGCUGAAUGCAUAGUUUCAGAAAAUGGUGAAAUUGCCGGGCAGGGGCUUUCACUAACAGUUCAUCGUUCAUGUAUUUGUAAAGAUAUGAUUGAGCAUUUUAAAGAUGAGAAAAUGUUGCAAUCUGAGUUAGUGUUUACAAUUAUCAAUGAGAGGGGGCAAAAAGAAGAGGGUGUGGGUAUUGGAGUUUCAAGAGAAGCUUUCUCUUUAUUCUGGAAGGAGUUUGCAAAUAGCAUGACAAUAGGGGAAAGAGAAAGAGUACCCUUUGUGAGGCAUGAUCAUUUCAUUAAGAAGUGGGGAGCUAUUGGUCGAAUUUUGAUGAAGGGGUUUAGAUCAGUUUCCUACUUCCCUUUGUUCUUAUCAGAGGCUUUCAUGUGCUACUGCCUGUUUGAUGCAGAAGUUCCUGAAGGCAUUGUUCUUGAGUCUUUCAUGAAAUACUUGUCUCUUUUCGAAGAAGAGCUGGUUACAAAUUUUCUUGGAAAAGCUGACUUUGCAGAUGAAAAUGAUGAUUUGUUUGAUUUCCUAGAGAGAUUCAAUUGUAGGUCACAGGUCAGUCCAGAGAAUAUCAAGAAAGUGCUUGUAGAGAUUGCCAAUCAGGAGCUGUUACAGAAGCCUCAUGUCAUGGUUGCCACCUGGCACCCUAUUGUCCAAGGGCUGAAACAGUAUCCACAGUUUCAGACUAUUGCAGGUAUCCAAGGCUUUUAUGAUAGAAUUAAUCCAACAAACAAGAAAGUUCUUAAUUCACUUGAAGCACAGCCAAACACUGAAGCAGAAUGAGAUGCGCUAAAAUUUCUGCAAAGAUACAUACGAGGAUUACACAAUGCAAAACUAAUCCAGUUCUUAAGGUUCACAACAGCUUCUGAUGUCUUAAUUACCAACAAGAUUGAAGUCUCCUUUACCAGACUGGAAGGUGCUAGUUCCAGACCUAUAGCUCACACGUGUGGGCCGUAGCAAGAAAAAGCACGCUGCAGUUCCCGCUGUGGAAACCCGGGUAGCGGUACAAAAGUUCAAGCACAAGAGAGCCAUAAAUGAGCGGAAUGCUGCGGCAGCUAUUUAAAGUCUCCAGUAGAGGUGCAAUUAUCCUAGAUGAUGAUAAGGUGGAUGACUACAAUGCUGUCUACCAAAAAGGGUCUUUUGUUUUUCAGGGGAAUUUUUUUCCUCAGGGAUAAUAUCAUUGACAUGACUUACAAACUUGACAGCAAGAAUGCCAUUGUGUAUGCAAACACAGUGAGAUCCAUAUGUGGAGAUUUAAAGCAAAUAAAAAGGCGCAAAAAUAUUCUAUUUCAGCUUUUGCCUAUUCAGCAU
Messenger RNA from Stylophora pistillata, 2326 nucleotides. RefSeq lists its product as uncharacterized. The record is from RefSeq and is a predicted model, not a curated record. Lineage: Eukaryota; Metazoa; Cnidaria; Anthozoa; Scleractinia; Pocilloporidae. Gene Ontology annotation, molecular function: ubiquitin-protein transferase activity.